Messenger RNA from Pecten maximus, 2027 nucleotides. RefSeq lists its product as uncharacterized. Bases 463 to 927 code for a protein of 154 amino acids. The transcript is spliced from 3 exons. NCBI's taxonomy places the organism in Eukaryota, Metazoa, Mollusca, Bivalvia, Pectinida, Pectinidae. The record is from RefSeq and is a predicted model, not a curated record.
AAAAUAUCUACCACGUGACCUCUAUUUCCGGUAACUUUUCCAGUCGGGAAAAAUUCUAAAGAUUUGGAGUUUUUUAACGUGAUGUAAACACUACAAACAUGUGGUUACAACAGAAUACCAAAUGAGAAGUGUACUUGAAAUGGCUGCCCUGCUAGUCCUGUUCCUGGGCGUCCUGGACACGUCACUAGUGCUUGGACAGUUGGGAGAGUCACCUGAUGUAGGACCUCCGGUGGAAUGCAGUGGAAAUCGCUAUCGGACCCAUGAUAAAAACUGUGUCAACUGCACUGAAUGUCCACCAGAUCUGAUCGUCAUUAAAUUGUGUUCUCCAAAAACAGACACAAAAUGUGGGCCAUUUUUAGGCUUUUCUUUCCAGGAAUCACAAAGAUCCCAGCAAGUGCUGCCAGAAGACAAUGCAUAUAAUAAUAAAACACUGCUGAAGUUUGACCUCGUAGAGAAAGUGACAUGGAACAUUGGCGCCAGUUGGCCUUCUCCCUCAUAGGGGUAUUGUGUUUACUGGUUGUGGUAGCUACUGUUAUCGUAUUUGUGACAUACGCUAGAUUUCUGAAGUAUCGUCAGGCUAAGACACGGCGACAAUCAAUUUCAGAAAGAGGUGAAAUGGAGGGGGAAUAUGUUGUUAUACAUCGACGUCCUUCUGGAUACAUCCCCACAUCUUUAGAGGAGUUUAACCAGAUCUCGGAAGGUUCACCUGUGUCGCCUCUCCUAGAAAGUUUGUCCCACAAUAAUUAUCACCGGGGGCCUGACAGAUACUCGAGACUUCCGCGCCGCAACAAUUAUCGCCCUCAGAGAAGACUUCUCAAUGAGUAUGUUGACGAUGUGUUUGAAUCAGAUAAUAGUGAUGGGUCAAGGACAUCUGGGAUCAGGGGACAUCUACAGACAAUUCCAGAGACACCCGAUGGGGAUGUCUAAAAUAUGGAAACAUUUCUAUGUGUAUGAUAAGAAAUCCGACCUUAAAGUCAAGAUCUCUAGAGUGUUUGAUUGGAGAUGGAAAACAGUGUAUAUAUGUUUAAAUGAUAGAGGUAGUAUGUGUGUUGAAAAAUUCAAGACUUUGUAUAAUACAAGUACAAUGAUUUUUUACUCUGAGAGCUGAAAUGAAUGAGGUUAAGUUUGUUAUGUCAGAGAGACAUUAUAAUUGUAUGAACAAGUCUUAGUGUUAUGUCAGAGAGACAUUAUAAUUGUAUGAACAAGUCUUAGUUAAGCUAGAGAUAUAUUUUAAUGUAAAAUUAGCUGCAUACAUGCUACAGCAUUGCAGGUGGACUACACAUAAUUCUUGUUUUGUAUGAUUUUCAAAAUCUUCGGGUUAAUUUAUCAAUGUUUGUUUUAAAUUUUCAUAAAAACAAAAAUGUCAAGUCUGAUUAAUGCAUUUGAAGGGUUUCCACAAACAGAUCAAUUUAGGUCAAAAGUGACUUAAUAUUUUGUUUGCAGGAUUGAAUACACUGUCUAUGGCCGGUUUCUGGUUGUUUCCUAGGUUAAUCACACUGUCAACAGUUAGGGUGAUUUCUGGUUGUUUGCUAGGUUGACCACAGUGUCAACAGUCAGGAUGAUUUCUGGUUGUUUGCUAGGUUGACCACUGUGUCAACAGUCAGGGUGAUUUCUGGUUGUUUGCUAGGUUUAUCACUGUGUCAACAGUCAGGAUGAUUUCUGGUUGUUUGCUAGGUUUAUCACUGUGUCAACAGUCAGGAUGAUUUCUGGUUGUUUGCUAGGUUAAUCACACUGUCAACAGUCAGGGUGAUUUCUGGUUGUUUGCUAGGUUGACCACAGUGUCAACAGUCAGGAUGAUUUCUGGUUGUUUGCUUGGUUAAUCACACUGUCAACAGUCAGGGUGAUUUCUGGUUGUUUGCUAGGUUGAUCACUUUGUCAACAGUCAGGGUGAUUUCUGGUUGUUUGCUAGGUUGAUCACUGUGUCAACAGUCAGGGUGAUUUCUGGUUGUUUGCCAGGUUUAUCACUGUGUCAACAGUCAGGGUGAUUUCUGGUUGUUUGCCAGGUUUAUCACCGUCAUCAGCCAGGG